ACCAACUUUGCUAGGUUACCAACACUCAAAAUACCAGCUAGCGUUUGCCAAAAAGAAAUCAAAUUGGAAUUAUUGUACUUUUAUUAACACAUACAAACACUAUUUUGAACGUUUAUGUGAAGUAGCUCGGGCUUUGGUGUCUCAUUUCGCGUCUACCCUGUUUGUGUUGCCAUAACGCAGAUAAAGAUGUUGUCUGCUGGAGAUGUCCGUGGCUGUCUUCGUAAGCUGGAAAGUCUGCUGCGAGUGUUAAAGUACCCAGGAAAUGUCGACUACAAUGGCCUUUCCAAAGGGGAUCCCUCCGCUUUUCUACCAAUUGUGAGCUUCACCCUCACCUCCUUCUCCCCACCCUUUGCUGAGCAACUACUAGAGGCUGGACUGGAGCUGACUGGCAAAACUGACCUCCGAUUCAUUGACACUCUUUAUAAGGUACUGCGAGACAUCUUCGAUUACAAGCCUAUAUUGACCAAGCAGCAGUUCCUCCAGUGGGGUUUCUCUCAAAGGAAAAUCUCUGUCAUCUGUGACAUCAUUAACCUGGUCCUGCAGAAACACAACCAACUGAAGAAGCCGAGAGUCAGAUGUCCUGUCUCGCACAGGGAUGGCAGAGGAGAAGCUCUUUCAACGCUGACUGAUGCAGACACUGUGUCCAAGAGGCCAUUUGUUGUGAACCACAUGGAAAAUCCCUCCACUUUUCCCACAAACUCCUCCCAAGCUGACGCAUGCUCCUCCAAUAAUGUAACCCGUGCCUCUGAUAAUGAAGUCCACUCCAGUUCUGCUGAAAAUGGGAUCAGAGAGCUGGCAGGACAGGAGGAGGACAAGGAGAACAUUCUUAAUUCAUCAGAGGUGGAGGGAAGGCUCUCAGCACUGGAAGCUCAACAAGAGAUUCUUCUGUCUGGGCUCCAGAGGCUCAGUAUCCUUGAGAGACGCCUGGACGAACUUGACAAAUGGAGAAACACAGACAAGUAUGAAGAACAAGUCAUCACUGUAUCCAAGAAGUGCUGGGAAAAUCUGAUGAGCAGGGUCCUGUUACUGGAAACUAAACUAGAUCUGAGCAAUGUACAGUUAAGUGUGCCGCCGCCAUGUCCGUCAUCUGCCUCUUCGUGUUCUUCAGUUUCCACAUCUGAUGCUUCAAAGGAGGAUCUUAAGGAGAGGCUAGAGAGGAUCACAAACAUGCUGAAGAGCACCUCCAGUCUGCUGAAGAACACUGAAUCCUCCACAAAACUGCAGAUACAUUAUGACAAAUGAUAAUCAUCUAAGUUUGUGUUGAAUGUAAUAACACACCGCGAUUUUAGUGCACUUUUCUAUCAUCUUAGCAUUGUUAAUGUUCUUUAUUAAACUAAAUUAUCACUAUGAUGUGCCUCUCAGCUUGUAACUCUUCUAACAAGCUAUCUGUACUUAAGACGAGCCAGGAAACUUCUGUAGUUGCUUUAACUCAGGUCUCAAAGGAAGUGACUGUGAGGACGAAAUAUUGUCAACAUGGAAAUGAAUGUCUGGUGAUAAAGGCUGAUGAGAGCAAAACAGAUGAUUUCCGCUGUGUUAACCCUCAUCAA
This is a messenger RNA of Epinephelus fuscoguttatus (brown-marbled grouper), 1547 nucleotides long. It is a transcript of the gene cep44, whose product is annotated as centrosomal protein 44. The transcript has 11 exons. The record is from RefSeq and is a predicted model, not a curated record. Lineage: Eukaryota; Metazoa; Chordata; Actinopteri; Perciformes; Serranidae. Gene Ontology annotation, cellular component: centrosome; spindle pole. Bases 187 to 1242 code for a protein of 351 amino acids.